AUGACCUCUGCUAUGGAAAAGCGCCUUUUGGGCAAGACAAUCCUCAUCACCGGCGCCUCUUCUGGUAUCGGUCGUAGUACAGCCCUAGAAUUCGCACGCACAGCGCCAAAUGAUCUACGGUUAAUUUUGGCAGCAAGAAGGAUCGAUAGAUUAGAAGAGCUGAAGGCUCAGAUUGUUAAAGAGGUCGGUGAUGGGGUCAAAGUUUUGUGCACUUCAUUAGAUGUGAGCAAGCCGGACAAUAUCAAGAAGUUUGUUCAAAGCCUAGCAAAUACCGAAUGGGGGGAUGUUGAUAUACUUGUCAACAACUCAGGUCUGGUCAAGGGCAUCGCCAGAUCUCCAGAGAUAUCUCAAGAAGAUAUCGAUGUAAUGUUCAACACUAACGUUACUGGCCUGAUAGCAAUGACCCAAGCCAUCCUUCCCAUCUUCCUCGCGAAAGAUUGCGGUGAUGUGAUUAAUAUUGGGUCAAUUGCUGCUCGAGACCCUUAUCCUGGUGGAUCCAUUUACUGUGCCACGAAAGCUGCGGUUCGAAGUUAUACGGAUUCCUUGCGGAAAGAAUUAAUAAAUUGUCGCGUCCGCGUUAUAGAGAUUGAUCCGGGUCAGGUAGAGACGGAAUUUAGCGUUGUGAGGUACUCGGGCGAUGUGGCCAAGGCCAAUGCUGUCUACGCCGGUUGUGAUCCACUAACUCCGGACGAUAUUGCGGAAGUUGUUGUUUUUGCGGCUAGCCGGCGAGAAAACGUUGUACUGGCCGAGUCAUUGAUCUUCCCCAAUCAUCAGGCUGCAGCGACCUUUAUGCAUCGAAAACCUGGAGCAUGA
This is a messenger RNA of Blumeria graminis f. sp. triticale, 813 nucleotides long. Lineage: Eukaryota; Fungi; Ascomycota; Leotiomycetes; Helotiales; Erysiphaceae. The record is from the annotation of a GenBank genome assembly.